AGCUUCUGGGCAUUUUUGAGCCGCACAUGAAGCUUUUCCUUAUCCGAACCGACCAUCCUGUGAAGCUAUUAGCGACCUUGCCAAUCAGGGGGCCAUCACCAACAUCCUCCUACCGAUUCCGCCUCCUUUUUGACAGCCUGUCGCGCUUCCAGAAGAUCCCCCGGCGGUAGUACACAAUGGCGAGAUCCCACACAAGCGCCAGUGAGAUGGACGUAUCGACGUUCGAGGGGAGGAACACUCCCGUCCCGCAAGACCCCGGAAACGUCACCGGUUCCGAGAGGAUAGAAGAGAAAAAGCGCGACAUCGAGACACCCCCAUCGCUCUCGUCCAAGGAAGACCUGUCCACCCCCGCCGCCGGUGCGGCCGCCCCGGCAGGCCCGCAGCCCGGCUCGGGCUUCCACCCGAGCGACUUCCCCGACGGCGGGCGCGAGGCGUGGACGGUGGUGUUUGGCGGCGCGUGCGGCCUCUUCUGCACCUUUGGCGUCAUCAACUGCGUCGGCGUCUUCCAGACCUACUACGUCGACGGCCCGCUGCGGGCGCACGGCCAGUCGACGGUGGCGUGGAUCAGCUCGCUGCAGGUGUUCGGCAUGGUCGGCGGCGGCGUCGUCUUCGGCCGCCUGUUCGACGUGUACGGCCCCCGCCCGCUCCUGAUCGGCGGCACCCUGACGUACGUCUUCGGCCUGAUGAUGACGAGCCUCUGUACCGAAUUCUGGCAGUUCCUGCUCGCCCAGGGCAUCGUGUCGUCGAUCGGUUCCAGCGCCGUCUUCAACGCGUGCCUGCCCGCCGUCACGUCGUGGUUCUUCCGCCGCCGCGCCGCCGCCUUCGGCAUCGUGGCCGCCGGCUCGUCCCUGGCCGGCACCGUCCUGCCCAUCAUGAUCUUCAACCUCAUCCCCCGCAUCGGCUUCCCCUGGACCAUGCGCGUCCUCGCCUUCAUCGUCCUCGCCCUCCUCAGCGUCACCAUCGCGACGGUCAAGUCGCGCCUCCCUCCCCAGCCCAAGCCCCUCGCCGUGUCCGAGUACCUCGACGGCUUCAAGGACCCCGUGUACCGGCUGAUCCUGGUCGGGAGCUUCCUCUUCUUCUGGGGCAUGUUCCUACCCUUCACCUUCAUCAUCCUGCAGGCCCGCCACGCCGGCAUGGACCCGGCCCUGACGCCGUACCUGCUCCCCAUCAUCAACGCCGUCAGCAUCUUCGGCCGCAUCCUGCCCGGGCUCGCGGCCGACCGGCUGGGCCGCUUCAACGUCAUGGUCGUCAUCACGGGCCUCUCGGCCGUCUUCACGCUGGCGCUCUGGAUCCCCGGCGCCACGACGGCCGGCAUCGUCGCCUACGCCGUCAUCUUCGGCUUCGUCUCGGGCGGCUUCAUCAGCAUGUCGCCGACGCUGAUCGCGCAGAUCAGCGACAUCCGCAAGAUCGGCGUCCGCACGGGCCUGGCGUACGGCAUCCAGUCCUUCGGCGCCCUGACGGGGCCGCCCAUCGCCGGCGCCCUCGUUAGCGCCAUGGGCGGCUCGUACCUGGGCCUGCAGCUGUUCUGCGGCCUCACCAUGGGCGUCGGUGUGCUCUUUUUCGUCGCCGCCAGGUACGCGUACGGCGGGAGGAGGCUGCUGCAAAAGAUCUGAUUUUUCGGAGUUGCAAACGGUAUUUGUUCCCUUGUUGCUGUCGGGAAGGCGGUGACGUCGCUUUUCCUCCCUCCCUCGUACACUCCUCUCCUGUGCUGUGAAUUUUGGCCCUCAUUUUGGGUCUGGUUGUGCGUUGUUGUUUUUUUCGCUCGACUUCCAGUCGAAAUCUUGCCUUAGCGUAGAACACAUACAUAGAAGCGAAUGCCGCCAGCGGCAUGGAAUCAUGAAUAAAAUGCUGAUAGAUUUGCCA
This is a messenger RNA of Gaeumannomyces tritici R3-111a-1, 1863 nucleotides long. RefSeq names its product riboflavin transporter MCH5. The record is from RefSeq and is a predicted model, not a curated record. Gene Ontology annotation, biological process: transmembrane transport. Gene Ontology annotation, molecular function: transmembrane transporter activity. The transcript has a single exon. NCBI's taxonomy places the organism in Eukaryota, Fungi, Ascomycota, Sordariomycetes, Magnaporthales, Magnaporthaceae. Gene Ontology annotation, cellular component: fungal-type vacuole membrane. Bases 177 to 1613 code for a protein of 478 amino acids.